Messenger RNA from Acromyrmex echinatior (Panamanian leafcutter ant), 522 nucleotides. RefSeq lists its product as uncharacterized. NCBI's taxonomy places the organism in Eukaryota, Metazoa, Arthropoda, Insecta, Hymenoptera, Formicidae. The record is from RefSeq and is a predicted model, not a curated record.
AUGUCCAUGCCAACGUUCGUGGAUCUGCAAGGAUUCAUUGUUAAGAAGAAAUUUAUCGUAAAGGAAGUGGCGGUGCUGAAACAGGGGACCGUUCUCACGCAUUACAUUUUUACGAGUCCCGUGCCAUGGAAAUUUUUGACAGAUGAUGCUGUCGUGUAUGUCAAGGGAUGCGAGAAACGAACGUGGCUGCGGAACUUGCUUCUGGACGAUGAGCGAGAACGCAUAGAGCAGUGCGUCGAUGUGAAGAAGGAAUAUAACAUUACGGAGCAUCGUGCAGUGCGUUUACUGAGCAGACGUUACGAUCUGACGAAUACGGGCUACAAAUUUUUAGAAAUUGGAAUCAACGUUGGCCCACCGAGUUACGUGGAGGUCGCCCUUGGAGAUCAUCGCGGACACGAACUAUCGCUGUCUCUCAAAACGUGGAAGAGCCUCUACGAGCAGCGAGGAAAUAUUUACAAACUGUUUCGAAACGAAUACAAGGAUAAUUUUAUAAGCGUUGGACCGUCAGUGUUUGCAUGCUGA